Molecule: messenger RNA, 19686 nt
Organism: Amoebophrya sp. A120
Lineage: Eukaryota; Dinophyceae; Syndiniales; Amoebophryaceae
Source: the annotation of a GenBank genome assembly
AUGUCCGCCACGGUGAUUCCGAUAGAAGAGACGCAGCUGGUUUUUCUCGGGGCGCGCCGGCACGCAGACUUUGAAUUGGUCUGCCCCCGGCGGUGGAUGCAGCAGGACUGGUUUGGAACAUUUGGUGUUAUUCCGGGGAAAAUAAAUCAUGUCGAAAACCACACGACGGGUGGAUCUGGAGCUUUCGAGGUCCGCCCGAGCCGCCCGAUGUUCUCGUUUCCAACACCGCAGCAAUUCCCGGAAUUUACCAGCCUCCGCCAGGCCUACGAGUUUUGUCACACCCUUUCCUGGCGGGAGGAGGGUCUGGUGUACCGCUUUGGUAACAGGUUCUGGAAGCUGCGAAACCCAAAAUUCGUGUUCUUGCGGGAGGUCAAAAGUGGCGAGGUCCUCGUGUCGUGCGACGAAAGUACAAGAAGUGCGACGUCGGUGGUGCCACUUGCGGUAACAUGUACUCCUCCUGGAGGUUCUUCUUGUGGGGAGGACGAAAACGUCUACUCUUUUUCUGAUAUGACGACCAAAGUGGCAACACUAGGAGCCACAGCACGACCGACAAACUAUAAUUACGCAAGCAAUCCCCUAUGAACGAACAAAAUACAAAAGUAGAACAUUGGAAAAUCUACAUAUCUCGACGAACCGAUCAAAAAUUUUCGUUCAACUACUCAUCAAUUUUGGUUCAGCUACUGAUUAAUUUUUGCCAUAUGACCGAAAAUUUCUUGCACAUGAUCAAAAAAUAAAACGCACAUGAUCGAAAAAUUUUGAGUCAUGACCGAAAUAGAUGAUGGUUCUGAGUGCAGAUAUUUUUGGUUCUAGGUACUUGCUCUUUUGGAAAACCGACCUCUUCAUCCUGGACACCGCGACCUCGCACCGAUGAACCACAACUAUUCAGAUUUGUGUGUGUGGGUCACAAAUCUGAAUAGUUGUGGUUUACAGCAAAACCACAACUUUUGACGGGAAACCACAACUAUUCGAGUACUCCAAGGUGUUUGAGAAUUGCGGAAGCGCUUUCCGCAACAAAAUCGGAAGUGAAAAGAGAUGAGGAAACGCAUCGGACGGCAUGCAGUGGCGGGGCGGAAGGUUAUGUUUUUUUUCAUUUUGUUUGCAAAGAAGACGGCUACUUCUGCUAAGACGGUUCCAUUGCGAUCAGACUCAAGCCUAGGCGAAGGCAAUGGCAAACAAAGGUGAUCAUGCUUUCUGAUUCUGCCUUGUUUGUUUCAUUAUCAUUUCAAUAUCAAUGCAAAAACAAUACAGAACGUCGACGUUGGAGGUGGUUGCAGUUCAUGGAGAUGUACGUUGAGAGGAAGCGAUGCGAAAGAAAAGCAGUUCAUGGAGGUGGAGUUGAACUUGGACGCGGUCGAGACUGGAGGCGCUUCGGAGGUGAUCCGCCUGUUGAUGCUGUAGCACCGCAACUUCGCCAUCGCCGCGAUGAUUCAAGCCCUGACGUAGCGGGCGGCGUGAAGAUGUUGCGUUGUGAUACUGAGAUGUCAGAUGUAGACAGAAAUGUGAGAAAGAGAAAAAAGAUUAAGAUAAACACGAAGAUAGAGAUAAUGAUAAAGAGUCAGAGUAACUAUUUCGGUAUUAAGUUUAAGAAGCAGUGUGUGGAGUGAGUGCGAAAGUGCAAGCGAUGUCUGAAACACUUAAAGUCUCGCCGUCCCCUGUGAUAGUAGUGUGCUAGUGUCAUUCUCAUUCCGAGUAAAACUCUGCCUGUGAAGAAGAAGGCGCAGUUGCUGCCGAAAGAGUAAGAGUCGGUCACAACAAAAUCAAAACAACAGUAAUGCAAACGCAAUGCUCCAAGUGCGUGCAAGUGCGCGACUGUCGUUUGAGUAUGGGCAUGAAGAGGACUAUGAGUAAUGAGUGAGAGCACAAGAAAUGCGCCUGAGUCUGAACGUCGCGGAUUUGUAUUUUGAUUUGUUUAGAAUUAGAAUUAGACAACUGCGCGCAGUAGUGUUCGAGUCGGAACCUGCUCUGUGCGGUUUUUGCGCUCUCGUGUUUUGGAUCGAUAUCGAAGUCGAUUUGUGGCGUUGUGCAUUUCGAAAUCGAAUUCGAGUUGAGUUUGUGUCUCCAUUUGUGAAAGAGAAAGUGACCCUGCGAUGCACACGUGCCUCCCAUUGCCGGGGUGAUUUUGAUCCGCUUCUUCAUCUUCUUUUUCAUUUUCAUCAUCAUCUUGUUCUUCUUCCGCUACUACUACAACUACUUCUACAUGUGCUUGUGCAUCUACUUCUACAUCUAAUACUAUUACAAAUGGUCAACGACAAUGUCAAGGCCAAGGUCAUACCCAUUCCCAUUGCUAUCGGUCCGAUAGCGUUAGCGUUAGCGAUUGCUAUCGGUACGAAAACUAACGAGAACGUGGACGACCAAAAGUAAAUAUGAUUACGAGUAUGACUACCACUAUGGGAUGAUAACUAUCACUGUGCUGCGUCUACCUCUGCAGCUGCGCCUGCAGUUUCAGUUGCGAUUGCAACUUCAUUGCCUGUUUUCAUUUUCAGGAAAACAAUAAUAGUGAAGAGUCAAGUCGUUGUCGUAGUCGUUGUGGUGCACUUUGUGUUAUUGGUCCGAGUUUGUGGCUGUGCCCGUGCGAUUGCGAUUCCGCCAGAUUUAUUUUUUUGCACAAACGCUUUCGUUGCCACCGAUGGCGGCGCCAUCCUCUUCAUCUUCCGCAGCUGGUCCUGCAGUUGAGCCCGCAGUAGCAAUUGAACCUCCGCCCCCACCUCAGCAAACGUGCCCGAUCGCAACUGCCGUCGCCAACGCGGUGAACAUGGACGACGUAGUGUCCCUUUUGGAGGAUGCUGAGAGUCGCUUCAGCGACCGCGGAAAGCAGGCGACUUCGCGGGAAUUGAAUGAGCCAGUGCUAAUCCACGAGCAGAAUAGAGUGCACAACAACAGCGCAGUAGGCCGCAAAGGCUGGUGUCGACUUCCCCCGAAAAAAGCCAACCUGAGCAAAAUGUACCAAAAGAUGCACAAUGAACCAGCAGGGCGAAAUCCUAACCAGGAGAAGCUGCGGAAGUUUGCAGUUGCGGAAUUACGGGCGCGGUUUGACGUUCCUGUGCAUUUUGACCGUCUUCUCGUCGCGGCUUUGAGGAAGAAGAAAGAACUCGAAGAAGAUGAGGCGGAGCGACUAGAUCCGGAAAACCUUGGCGCACCAAAAGCGAAGAGAGUAAAGGUACUGGGUAGUAGCUGUUGAUAUUCAUACUUGCGUGUAGUUGUACUUGUAGAUGUAGAUGAAGAUGCACUCAUGAUCUGGAUCUCCGAUUCUUAUGCUCGUCAUUGCAACGUCGAUGCCCUCCUUACCGGAUCCGGUGCUGUAUGCUAAUAUCAGAACUCUUCAACGUCUACAUCAGGUAAAUAACUUCGUCGACGAGUGGGGGAACUUUUCUCUCGCGAAGCUUUCUAGCCUGAAAACUAAAGCGGAAAAAUACGAGUACAUCGGCUACAUCUUGGCGACGUCCAGCGCAACCUCGGCGAAAAAGGUGCGAGUGCGAGAUUCGCCUUUCACUACUUCUCCUACACUAGCAGUGGCCGCGGCUCCACUCCGUCGGUCUCGGUUUGUGCUUCAGCUGUAGCGCCAACAUCUUCUACUUCUAGCCGCAGUUGCGUUUUCUUUUUCAUUUCCUUUUUUACUAUCAGAUAUGCAUGGUCUAGGUCUUGUGCACGAAGAAGCCCUACACCAGCCUUCAGACUGCUAGGGUUUACCUGGGUGCAUUUGAAAAGAGUGGUACUGUUGGCAUGUGGGAAUUGUCAUGGUGGUUGUAGCAGAAGUAGUUGUAGAUGAAGUUGCAGUUGCAGACGCACAAGAAAAUGAAAAAGCACAACGCGCGGUCCUAGGAUCGUCGCCGCCUUUAUCAUUAUCCGGGAAUAGCUUCACAACAAACAACUACGACAGAUCCAGUUACUGCAGAACCUUUUCCAAAUGGAGCAGCUGUUCAGCAACAAGACGCGGUACCUUGGGUUGGAUAAAGUAGCACUUUCUGGCGGAGUUGUUAACGUCGCUGACAACGUGAUGACCCUGCGAUCCGGUCCGGGAAGCGCGCCGGUGAUGGGCCCACUACUGGGCAUCAACAAAGACAAAAGAAUCCAGUACACGUACGAGAAGUUGCCUUCUCCGCAAAAGCGGCGCGCACUACUGACGCUGAAGGGCAACCUGGAGUACGAGGACGCGCGGGAGAACAAGGUGGUAGCAACGAAAAAACAACUGAACUAUCAGGACGGGCUCCGGAUGUUGGCGCAGCGGUUGGAGGAUAAAAUUCUGCGGGUGUUGAAUUUACGGGACCGCUCGGACGUGGAAGCAAUGGCGGGUAUUUUUACAUCUCUACUGGACGUUGUUGCACUUGCAGUCGCAGUUGCGGGUGUGAAAAUGAACGUGAAACAAAAAUGAUUCCGCCACUCGUGUGGCGCUUGCAGCUUUCCAUGCGGUUGAGCUAGGGCGUUUGUUGCAUGACAGAAAACUUGCAAUACCAAUUCCAAUGCGUAUGCGAAUGCCUAUGCAAAUGCAAAUGCAAAACCGAAAUAAACACGCAAACUUAAAUCUUAAUCAGACCUCGACAUCAAGCGCCAGGAGGUCGUCAUGGAGAUUGCAAACGACCUGGACGUCGUCCAGUUUUGGAACGCCCAGGUGAAUGACAAUUUGGUGAACAGGGUCGAGAUGAAGCUUUCGUCGGCCGCGUACAAGCGGGCAAUCGACGAUGGUGCCGCGGCGGCGUCUUUGAGCUGUGCUGCUAAAACACCCCGACCAAUACUGGUGAUCCGUGUCGCCCCCGACAGCACGCCGUUCAAAAACGGUUCGUCUUUCACGUUGGAGGCGAUUAUCUACAAGUGCUGCCCGGUCACGAAGCAGAUCCAUCUCAAGCACAUCGUGCCGUCGGCGAAGUCGCACAGUGGAGGUGCGUACACCACCAUCGCCGACAUCUAUGAACUCCUCGCUACUGUUUGCCCUUUGCCGGGCUGCACCACGGCGGCGUGGGAAUCCGACCCACUGUGCAUCAUGGUGUGCACGAGUGACGCUGCUGCCGACGUGCUGGCCGGCUUUCGCAGUCUCCGCCGGAUGAACUACGUGCUCCAGCUGAAACGCCAAGAGCAGAUCAAAAAUAAAAAGAGGAAAAAAUACGUGGAGUUUCAUUUUUGUCAACAGGUGUGUCAACUCCACCAAUAUCACAUAUUGACCGGCGAAAUCGUCGAACAGAUAAAACACGACUUCCCCUCCUUCCUGGAAGGUAUCAACAGCAUCCAGAGGUCGAUGCACCUCUGGGGACCAAAAGAUAAAAACGCGCACAACUACGUCAACAUCCCGAAGGCGGCGACGCACCGGUGGAUGACCUUGUACCCGACGCUCGAAUGUUUAGCGGCAAACAGAAUCGCGAUCACCAGAAACAUCGAACAAAUCGACGCGAUGAAGCGUGAGGAGGGGGAAAUGAGGGAGACGUGCAAAAAAGCGAAGCUGCACGUCGCCGACGAAAGGUUCUGGCGAGUAGUAACGGCUGCGCGCUGUGUGAUGCAGGUCGUACACGAGGCCUCCGUUAAAGUACAGAACGACCCGGACGUUGUCAUGAGCGACGCGACUUUGCCGAGCAUGUUCCCGCACCGACCGCGCGCGAAGACCGUGGACGAAAUCCUGGACUUGAUCCGCCAGCGGAUGUAUCUCGGUGAUGGCGAUCCCCUGCAGGCCCGCCUGCUCUUGUACCUCGCAGUGAGACUUCCGUCGCGGGAGAUCCAGUUCCACUGCUAUCCCUGGAUGUUGACGCCCCUCUUCUCGCCGGACGAAAACCAGCGCAAGGUCCACGCGGAAAUGUUGCUCGCAACCGAGCCGGAUAACAGAGACUCGUUCAUCAACUUGCUCUGCACGGGAGUGUACCAAGAGUCGCUCCAGAAGAUGGUUAACGGUGAGGUGAUGCCGCCGGAGUUGUUCGCCGUGCUGGGGCCGGUUUACGUGGCGAUGAUUCCCCAAACGCAGUUCACCGAAAGUUUACACUCUUCGACGGCGAUAGAGAAAAAGGUGGCGCCGAAUAUCGGCGUUGUGCGUGCUGGACUUCGUGUUGCUCGCAAUCGGGGUGACCACAUCCAGUACGAGGAGUUUAAGGAGCUGCAGGAACAGUGGAAGUCGCGGUUCGACAUGCGGCGGAAAUCUGCGAAGGAGUACGACAAGACGGAGCUGGAGGAGCUGGUUAGUUACGACACAGAAUUUUUGCAUCCGUGGCUCUCAAAGUUGUAUGAUGUUUUCGACGAGUACUUGUUGAGCAACCCGUUGUUUCCGGAAAAAGUAGAAACGGCGCAGCUACAGAAGAUAAUCUCCGGCCCCAUACCGCCGAACAACAAGCUCGUCGUCCCGCCGGUGGUGCUGCGACACCUUGCAGAAUACUCCACUCCGCUACCGAUUUGGAAGCCGGGGCGGCCGGUCAACCUCUUCAAGGAGAAAGCAGUUUAUGUCGGAUUCCUCAUCUGGCGGGAACCGGAAAAGAACCAGUUCAUUACGGUGCCGGACGUGUACUACUGCGUUUCGCAAGAAGGAAAGCUGAAAGGGCACGUAUUGCGGUGCCGGCAGAUUCUCCAACCGGACUUUGACGAGGGCAUGACGUUCAGGAGAAACUUCGAGCAAAAACACCAGCCCGAUUAUCCGAAAGGAAGAACGCAGUGGUGGUGCUGCAGUCCGUACGACCGCGUCCGCACGUUGUCGCAGUGGGUACUGGACCCGAAGCCCAGCAGGGAGCGUUACUUGUUUCGCUUCAAGAUCGCGUGCGUGACGGGUUGCAGGUGGUGGGAGGACAAGCACACGGUGCUGAAAAGCGGCAUCCUCUUCAGCAUUCGGGACGACGAGUGGCUUUCCACGACCCUGUCUUACUCCAAGCUGUUUGUGCCGGCGGCGGAGAAAGCGCGAUCAGAGGAGGUGAUCGUGCAGGGACCCAAUGCGAAGGUCGCGGUGCGAACCACGCGCGAGGUGUCGUGGUUCGGGUUUGACCAACGCAAAGCGGUGCCGGAAAAAACGAUGUCCGACGCGAUCGACCCUGUGUACUUCAUCUUCCGACCGGAGAAGUCCAACUGGGUCGCUACGAUUCCGCUAAAGAGAUCUACGGGUGAAGCGUCGGCGGAGCGGAAGUCGUACUCUGCUACCACCGCCGGGCAUCUGCAGAGUCAGGACUUAGUGAUGGCCGCGCGGCACGAGUGCGUUAAGCUGGUCUGUGGUCACUUGAAGGAGCCCCAGCCAGUGCCAGACCAGGACCAGGAGGAUGAAGCCUACGCGGAGCUGUCGAAGUACAUCGACGCCACCAAAGACGUGGACUUCUAUGAGUCGCUGGGCGUUGACAAAGAGCAGUACAGCGACAACUCCGACUCCGAGCCGGAGUAAAACACUUCUUCCCGUAGCAGUAACAUCUUCGCCGCGUCCGCAGUGUCGUAUCUUCCUCAUCUUCGCCUCGACGAAGAGCACAGACCAGUAGGCACGUGCCGUCGAAAACAUCAAACAACAACAAGAGUCACGGAGGUGCAUGUUUUUAUUUGUAUACUUUACUUCGGAGCGGGUGCAGGUAAGAAUAGUCUCACCGCAGUGGAAGCUGCGCACUUUUUGAUAAUUAUGUAUCACAUGCUGCUGUAAGUUAAAACUAAUCAGAAAGUUAAAGUUUCGAUACACACUACUAAAACACGACGCGAGUGCGUCCAUAGGAAUGUAAAAAUGCACAGCUUUUUAUGGUCUUCGCAUACGCGUGCACGUGCGUGCGCGCGCGCAAGACGAAUUACUUCGAAUGCAAUAGGUCAACACGCAUCUUCGUUGUUUUGUUUCAGCCAAAAAUUGACAUUGAGGGGAAAGACGCAGUCUAGUCUUCGCCGUAGCAUAGAACUUUAUUUGUAUGAUAGCGUGCACAGCAAGAGCAGUACGAGAUGAGCACUUUUUUCAGGUUACACCAGGCUGCGAGCGAGGACGCCCGACUCUGGCAUCGCUGGUGCCGACAGAAAAACAAGCGCGAUCGCGAUAGCAAGUGACUGCGAUAAUUAUGAUUCUAUUUGAAAGUAGUGUAAUUCUUGCAUCCCGUACAGAUUAGCGCAGCAGUAUACGAGACAGAAAGAGCUGAGACGAGCUUAACAAUUUGAGUAUCUGUGUAGGCGGUUGGGUGAUAGAAGUUACGCACAACGUGCGUGUACGCAAGUAGCUUGUAAAUGCCCCAGCGAUAGAGAAAUUGAAAGAUGUACCCAGUUCCCCCUGCCCUUGUAAAUCCCGAAAUCACCAAAAAGAUCUGGCUAUUUUCCCACCCGAUACAGAAUUGACGCGUAGUAGUUUCUAGUGCGACGGCCCGCAGUUUCUUAUCACAUCGUAGAGGAAAGUUGUACGUAGGCACUACCCCAGAACACACGAAGCCCACGAAUUUUGUACCCGAAGAUCAUUGUAAAACGUCCGUCAAGACACGAAAAUCAUGUACCGAAAUGCAGAAAAUUCAGAGGUCGACUCUCAUAUUUGAAAUGAAGAAGCAGCCGCGAAGAGCCUUCAGAUCCUGAGAAUGACGCGAGAUUUUGACCGAGCCUUGUGAGGUCUGAGCCGAAAAUGCACAAGAAAAUGAGAAGACGACGACCAAAAAUUCUUGCUCAAUUAGAAGAUCAUCAUCGGUUCGCGGCGCUGUAAAUAGCGCUCUCGGUCUUGAAAUUUUGUCUCACAUGUCGACGAUUUUCCUUCAAAAUACGACGUUCCAAAAGUUGGGAUUUCUGGUUCCUAGAGAUUCAACUGUGAUUUUUCAUCAAAAACCCAGAAAUGUAGAAAAAGUCCUAGGACUUUUUCUACAUUUCGCACUUUUUCAUGAUUUUUGCAAGGUCAAAGUCUAGGAACCAGAAAUCCCAACUUUUGGAGCGUCCAUUUUUACUUCUGAAUUUUGUGAUUUCUAUCCAAUUUGCGUCAUCUAUCCAACCAAAAAACACAGUUGUACAGGGAGAAAACUUAAGGCUGAGUUGAAAAAAAAACCGCGUUUUGAAGAUGAGUUCGUCCGAAUCUCUGCUGCAUUUCCUCGAUGAGGAAGAGGCCGUUCUGGCUCUCGAGGCCCUGCCCACCGCGAUCGAGAAGGCCAAAACCGGUGCCCCGGACGACGUCAUCGCGCUGUGCGACGCCAUGAAAAAGGUCCUUCCGACGAAGGAAGAGGUCGCCGCGGUGCUCAAGGCGUGGCGCGCCGGAAAACUGACCAAGGUAAUCAUAUAUAGCUUUUACGAAGUGAAAAAAUAGGAACGUUUCUACUUUUUUAUAAAACAUCUUGAUCAUACGAAGCAACAUCACGGCUUGUAUAAUAGGAGUGUUUUUGUUUUUUUAUGAAAAGCAGAACAUAGAAAGGUCGUAUCUCACUAACAAAUCAAUACUUGAAAACUGUGUCAAUCACCUCUACAGGCCGACAUGAUGCAGUUCUGUCAGAGAUUCGUCGAUAGACGAUUUAAACAGGGAGCGACGUUACUCCUCUCGGUGCUCAACCGUUUUGGACAAUCGAAACUCAACCCCCUCCGCUCCUUGGCGCACAUGCACAAGCUGUUGGGGUACAUGGAAUCCGGUGAAUACGUCGUCGUCCGCGGUAUAUUCCGUAGUUUAGAACAAGCAAAGAUUUUACUAUAUAUCGCAGCUUAGAGCAAGAAAAAUUUUUACUUUUUUCCUAGCGCGCUGUGCCGCGGAGCCGUCUUUCGUAGAAUAAAAGCGGACCACUUCCCCCCCCCCGUUCGUGUACAAUGCCCACCCUCCCACUCGAAAAUAGGUAGCAUCAACGUCAUUUGCAGUGCUGCGGCUUACUUUCUUGCCAAGUGGGAACUGCACGCCUUUCGCUUGCGUGCAAACAGGUCCGACACAUGGCCACACUACUACCCAAACGAAAGGAAGAACUACCUCGCGCAAAAAAAAGCGCUGAAAAAGCGGGUGAGUGAGGCCUUGUGCACUUUGUUGCACCGCUACCCGCCCGGGUAUGCAAAGGCAGUAGUGCAAGCAAUUAGCAACCCCGACAACAAGCCCUGGUACGAAUGCCCGCACAUCCCUGCCUGCCUCGCUGCUACACACCCUAGCGAAGUCGCCCCCGGAGAACGCGCAAUGAUUUUUCGCUCCUGGGCCAAUGACAAGUUCAAGUUGCGGCGCGCAUUUAACGCGCCGAUAAUCAAGCACAACAGCCGACCCCUGGCUGAGAUGAGGGACGAAGAUGAGGAUUCAGACUGGGACUCAUCACCUCCUAUUUGUGUUGUUGAGUGCCGACAACCAGAACAUCAUCUACGAUUCAAAAAAGAUAUUAUCGCCAUUGCCGUCGAUCCCACGGCCCCGGAUGGUAAGCUGUCCCUCGCCGCGGAGCAGGAAGUUUUCUACGAAGUGAUUUCCGGGUAUCACUCCACCCGGGCCGCCCAGGAGCUCGUGAAGCGCGAGGACGGUUCCAACAAGUUCGAGCGGAUGCGCAUGCGGUAUUUCUUACUACUGGUUUCUGUUUUACAUACAAGUACAAAUUCACUCGCGCCACAAGUCGUAUCUCGCAGCCGCAUCUCCAUGUGCACAAGAUUGAAGUUUUCAGAAAUAGUUUAAGAUCGCAGUCGAAGAAGAUUUUGUAUGUUUUCACUCCGUGGAAAGAAUGCUCGUGUCUUUUUCUCUUCAGAAAUUCCGCUCAUGAGGCCGAAACCUGAAGACGAACUGCAGCACACUAAAGCAUGACCACGAGUACAACCACGACGUAUACACAACUAUAACGAAAUCGAAAGCAAAAGCUUUGGUGAAACGGAGCCACACAUUUCAUCUCAGGUACACCAUCUACAGCUCCGAGUUCGCCAAGUACGAGGACUUAUGCAGAAUCUUUAUCAGGCUCUGCAACGAGAGUAACUCGACUUUGACAACCACACAUGUUGAAAAACUGUUGGUUGUUUUUCCCCAAGUAUUAGACCCGCCCAGUUGGGUAUUUUAUGUUUUUACUGAUGGCUCUGGUGAUACAGAUACUCAUACUGAUAGUCGUCGUGAUAGAGAUGAUGAUGGCGCUUACGGUGGCGAUGCGUCUUGCGUCAUUUUCUAAAUUUAAAAAGAAGAAGAUCGUGAUCGUGGGUGUCAGUGUCACUACUUCUUGUCACAGCUUCACCUUCUCCGCAGCCUCGACCUGGUAUGCAUAGUCUCGCUGGAGAUAAUGCAUCAAGGUGGUCAAGCAAGCAUGGCCUGAGAGCUGCAUGAUUGUUGUCAAAGCAGUGCCGGACCUAUGUAGGUGUCCGAUUAGACUCCUUCGCGGAGUAUGGCUCGUCACUAGGUGCGGCGGACACGACCUCUUUCCUUCGGGAGUGAAGGUCAUUCGCGCAGUUCGGACCUUCUUUUCGAAUGCCUCAUACGCAAAGCUGAAAACUCGGUCCUUUGCCGCUUUGCCCUGUGCCCGAAGAGUUUGAAGUCGCUCGACGAUAAAGUCCUUCGUGGCUUUAACGGGCUGGAUGGGGACCCACUUCAAUGUGCCGCGCCCGCCGCUGUUCUGCGCUAAUUUAGUAUUGCCGAUGCGGAUCUGCGUUGUUUGGAUGUCCUCCAGGUUGAGGCACCUCACAUCCAUUCCACGCCGCCCGGUUAGGCAGGCAAGAAUCCACGCGAACCGGUACUGCUUACCGGCUUCGGUUUUCCUGCCGGUGCUUUUCUCCAAGUGCAGCCCAAAUCUGCGGCAGUCCGGCAUGGUCAUGGACCCACUCCGCUCCUCCGCGUCGACAAUGUUGUUCUUUCUGGUUUUAGGAGCUUUGCUCUUCUGCGCCCCCAAUCGCGCCUUGCUUUUUGAUGUCACCUUAGGACGCGCCUUCAUUGCUACUUUCUUUGUUCCGCUGCGUGCGGGCUUUGUACGUCGCUUUCCCUUUGGCAUGAUCGCUUCGUGACAGAGGAUGGUGGAGGGGACGUUCUGUGAUGUGUUUUAAAUUUAUUUCAUGACACAGAGACGCCUUUUUUUUUCACAUAUUGAGCUCGCAGCGACAUGAAGAUGUUUCUCAAAACAACAUGACAGCUGCACCGGGAAUGGGUCAAACACAACAAGGAAAACGCCGACGCCCGUGUGGACCUGUACGAGUUCUUCAGCGUAUAAUAUCUACCAUCAUUGUUUAUGUUUUUUUUUUCCUACACCAGAUUAGCACUAGUGUGAGCCUGGGUAUAUUGUUGGAAGUACUCAGAUCGUUAUCGUAGUCGUUUUUAUAUUUAAAUUUAAAUUUAAAUUUAUUACAACUUCAUGUUCAUGCUCAUGCUCAUGGUCAUGCUCAUCUACAAUUACUCGCAGGCCAACGUCGACAACAUUGCGAACAAAAGCGAAGUGGAAAUUUACCUGCAGUGCUGGAGAGAGUUCGCCUCCGGUGGCACCCACGAGUGGGCCGAGGUCUGCAGGAACAAAGGUGUCGAGGACGACGAGUCGAAGUACCCCAACCUCUACCGGUACGACAUAACUACUUGAUGCGAUGAAAUGACUACCAAGACAGAGCAAUUCUGUGUGGACAAAACUAGAAAGUAAAUUCGACGGUAGUGGAAGUGGAAGUGUUAUGUCUAGCGGAAGUGUCAUGUCUAGCUUUAACUUUCUGGUCGCUGUCGGAUGAGUUGUUCAGUUUUAGUUGCAAGAGAAAAGACUUAUACUUAAUCUCAAACUAUUUCUAUCAAUAUUCCAGGACGAAGGUCCUCGAUAGUGGUCUGAAGUACCAGCUCCCGGUCAUCAAGGACGGCACGUUGUACUGCGUCAUGAGCUUGGUCUUGGGCGAGAACAAGAUCGGGUUGUCGAAGAAGCAGGUCAAGCUGCUGAUGCACCUGUGCCAGUUGAACAUGUCGCGCCGCUUGGACUGUGCCGAUGAAAGAAACAAGAUGGUUUUGCACUUGAUCGUUGAGACCGCCCGCAACGCCGCGCGGGACAUCGAUCACGAAGGGCAAGUGGGUGCGACCGUGUCGGUAUAAGAAUACUACUUGCGAUUUUGAGUCGAUCGCCAUGUCUACUUAGCGUCCUCAUGCAUGGAGCGUUUUUAUCUAUCACAAUUAUAGACCAGACGAUGACCAAGACCACCACCAUGAUAUUACUAUUUGAAUUGGCAUUUGCGUAUUUAUAUUUUUAUCUAUCACAGACCAUCGAGAGCAAGAACGACCUCGUGACGGCGAUGCGCCCCGUGGAUGCCGGAUUGUUGUGCGACCAGCCGUGGUUGUUUUUGGCGGAGGACAUUCAGUUGGAAAAGCGGCGCAAGAUCGUGUUGAAUGACAUUUUGCGGGUCAUCAAAUUCGACAUGAAGAUGUUCGGCUGCGACAACUGCGGUGUGUGGACGGUCGUCCAAAAGAGCAUCCCCGUCCGUAUUGAUUUGUUUUUUGACGUUCAUGUUCAUGAGUAGCACUUUGUGUUUUUAGAUUUAGUUUGCGCAAUUCAUGAAGUCUGAUUUCGCAAGACGACAUGUGCAUGAAACAACGUAAAAAAACAGAGCCGAUCGCCAAUUUGGCCCCCAAGCACCACGUGAUCGUGGACAGCAACCACUUUGAUGAGCCCCAGCGUGGCGUCAUCGAGAAGUCCGUGGCCGGCCCGCAGGUCGCCAAGAAGAAGCAGCAGAUGCAGUCCGUGACCGAAGAGCAGAUCCAGUGGGACAAGGAUAUUAAGGAGGAGAUGCGGUCCGCAAUCAAGGCGUCCAUCGCGGCCGAGAAGGCCCGGCACCAGUCGGCCAAGAAGAUCGACAAGACGGAUCAGCUGCAGCUGGUGGAAGCUUCCGGUAAGGGAAAGGAAAAGUUUGUCUCCAAGAUGGAGCGCCGGCAGAAGUGGUAUAGUGAUCGCAUCGACACGCUGACCUCGGAGUUGAAAAGCGCGGAGGAAGAGAAGUUUUUCUUGACUACCCUCCUGCAGCGGAAGCUGUCGGUACUGAGUUUCACACUUGAUUAUGAGAUGAUGAUGAUAGGUCGAAAAUCUGUGUUCUAGAUCUAAACCAUGAGAUAUUCAUAUUGCUUUUUUAAAGAAUAAGAAAGAUCAGUUGUUCCUGCAGCUUCAACUUCAACUUCGAAACGCAAACGUAUCUUCAGAUCCCGGCCGAAAUCAUCUCGAUCGAUGUGCCCCACUACGCCUGGGAAGACACGGACAUGGACUUUGAGCACGACAACACCAUGGUGGUGUCGGUGGAGGAUAUCGAGAAGAUGGCCGUGGUCCCGGGUCGCUUUCCGGUCGAGAUCGAGUGGGGUCCGAACCGCGUGGUGAUGGACGACUUGGAGUACGACAACGACCCCGGUCAGUACUGCGACUUCAUGUCGGACAUCGUGUUGGAGUGGAAGCCGGCCAGGUCGAUUUCGACCCCGGUCACGUUCAGGGGAAGGGAGCUCGAUGCGGGGGGAUAUGUCAUCAAGUACAAGAUGCCCUGCUACACGCCCCCCCCGAAGGACGAUGAUGAGCCCUCCCAGUCCGCCUCCGACGACACCAAGGGUAAGAAGAAGAAGUCCAAGAAGAAGAAGUUGUCCAAGAAGAACCAGGCUGCGUUCAAGUUGAUCGAGAGCGGCAACUUUGGUUUCGGCCAGGACAACAAAGCGGCGUCCCAGGACUUCAAUGCGGCCUACGAAGAGAUGUCGGAGGAGGUGUUCGAGGAGGAGUUGAACAAGGACCGCACGUCGUCCUCCGCGGCUGCGUCGUCCUCCGCCAACACCAACAUGCAGACCGGCGGUUCUAGCUCUUCUUCGUCGAAGCCGAACGUCAACGUGAAGGGCAAGGCGAACCCGAAGGCCAAGUCGAUGAAGAGCAUGAAGUCCAUGAAGUCCGCCAAGCGCGAGAAGCUGCUGCCGUCCGACGACGAGGGUGAGGACGACAAUGCCACCUCGUCGAAGCACAAGGGAAAGCGAUCCCGUGGUGACAGUCUGAUCGAUGAGGACGACUUGUAAUGUUAAUGUAACUUUACUAGUACUACUUGAUUAUGUUGAUGAGAAGGUGAUCUUCAACUUUUUCAGAAAUUAAUGCAUGCUGAUGAACGCUGCAACUGCAAAAAAAUCUACUGCUACUUCUACUUACUCUUACACAAAACUGAUGCUACUAAAUGGACUAGAUGUGCGGUAUUUUUCUUGCGUGAAGCAUGUGUUUGUCUUCAUGCGACACAACGCGAAAUUUUGUCUAUGUCUUCGCGCGCACGAUUUUCGAGUCACUGCUUUCGCAUUCCGCAAAGUCAGCGACGAGAAGCUACUACGACGGCGAAGUUUGGCAAGAUAAAUUAUGGAAUUACUACAACAACAACAGGACAGCUCGAAAGCCAGUAGAUCUUCGGUCGCUGUCUUAGUCAUGUCAUAUUCAACGACCUAUACUAAUAUCUAAGAAAGAGCCUCUGCUAUUUCUUGCGCCUUCCGGAGCGUUGUUGAUUGUGCCUUGACUUAGACCUGUGCCGAGUUCUAAAGCUAUCUCCCAUGCUUGACUCGAAGCCAGGCGCAACUUCGCAUUGGCUACAUGAUACGCUCUCACCGCGGUGCUAUGAUUUCCUAGUCUUUUUUGUUGUGCAAAUAGCUUCGGUCUUGCAACUUUUACUUUCGUACUUGUUGAUGUUGUCUUUCAACAUCAUCAAGAACAAUAUAAGUAUUAUGAAUUUCGUAUAGAAGUUGAAAUCAACAAGUACUGAUAGAGCUGGGCACGUAAAAUUUAGAUCUUUCUUUUUUUGUUUCGCACUACCUAUCGGAAUAUCAAUUUGUUUUCUAUCAAGAAAUACUUCAUCUCUUUGUGCUCAGCUCGACCUUUAUCCUGCUCUAUCGUCGACGCCACUCUAGAUCAUGUCUAGUGAUGGUGUUGGCAAAAUAACUAGAACUUCACUUUAUUGCUGCUUGUCUGUGUCGACGACGUAGAUGUUUCGCAGCAAAAACGUUUUUACGGAACGGUCACUGUAUCAUCUGCAAACGAUUUCGUAAAUCUCUGCAGAGGUGGAGCUGCGCACGCGCAACCACCACGGCGGGCAAGAGUUUGAGUCAGCAGAAAUUUUUCGUGACUUGUCUAUCCGAUAUAUGGGAAAAUAAAAUGGCACUUUCAAUAUAUCAAUAUGAAUAUCUAUAUUCGAAGUUUGUUUUAAUUUUAUUUUUAUUGUUACUUCUACAUUAUGUUCUUGUUAAUGAUAAUGAUAUCACAUUCACUGUUCUAAACCUCUACGGAGGCGAUUCCACUGUCGAUGCAUUUUUAUGCGGUGCCGAAGUGCGCUGCAUAGCCAACCAAUCCGAAGCUGUCGGACUAAACGUGUAUGUAAAAAUCUUUUUUACUUUCACCUAGGUCUUGGCAGUUUCAAACACUUGUUUUCAGGAGAAGUUGAGGAAGAUCGAUUGUUGAUUUGUGCGUAGAAACGGCGCUGCACCAGAGGAAACCGCGGACACAGAGAGAGCGCGCUUGCACUUGUUACGACUGAGCUUCCACAUCAAAGAAACUUUUGUUGAUUCAACUUUCUCGAUUCAUCGCUGACGAUGAGAACAACUUCUUUCCCAUAGACACUAGCGGAUGCGCGUCCGCACCUUCGCGUUGGUCUCGCCCAGUAUCGUAGAAGUUGUAUCAUAUAGAUAUACGUGCGUGGCGCACAUCCACAUGAUAAAGCUCUCGGUUGUUGUUUUCCUAAUGACAUGCAAGUAUUGCAAUUUCGGUCAAUUGUCCUCAAAAAGGUCAAAAGUUGUGGUUUUGCUGUAAACCACAACUAUUCAGAUUUGUGACCCACACACACAAAUCUGAAUAGUUGUGGUUCAUCGGUGCGAGGUCGCGGUGUCCAGGAUGAAGAGGUCGGAACGUCCAGAAUGAAGAGGUCGGUUUCCAAAAAUAUCUGUACUCAGAACCAAAAAUAUUUGUACCUAGAACCAUCAUUUUUUUUCGGUCAUGAUCAAAAUUUUUCGAUCAUGUGCAAAAUAUUUUUUGAUCAUGUGCAAGAAAUUUUCGGUCAUAUGGCAAAAAUUGAUGAGCAGUUGAACGAAAAUUUUUCAUCGGUUCGUCGAGAUAUGUAGAUUUUCCAAUGUUCUACUUUUGUAUUUUGUUCGUUCAUACAAUCCCCGUCCCGGCGCACCAACAGGCGAAACAGCUUUUUCUGCCAAUGUUUUAUCCACGAUGAAUCUGCGUGAGCCCCCCGAUAUCCCAGCAAAGUACAUCGAAGCGGUCAACCAGAAAACCAAGACCGCACGUAUGACCCGGUCAGACGUUACAAUCUCAAACGUUACAAUAGAAGCUGGAUUUUGUAUUGCAUGAUGAGAAUGACAGAUUCGGCCAGCAUUCCUCUUUCUGCAAUACAAAUUUUGCCAGAUUGUAGUGCGGUUUGGGACUCCGGAACUUGUCAUGCGCAAUCCUAUGGGACGCGGACGUGGCUAGAUAAUGCACUUCUUGCAUCACAGAUUUCCAUAUUCUAUUGUAACGCUUGAGAUUGUAAGCCUGAGCAGGUUUUUAUAGCACGGCAGCGACAGGUGGCAAGAAGUCUGCUUUCCCUUAUCCCGAUGAAAAAAGCUAGGAUGCUUCUACUGUGAUACGUGUCUGUGUGUGAAAAUACAUAUAUAAUGGUGGUCUGAAAGUCUCUAGUAGAAGUGAUGUGGGACGGCAAGACCAUUCGCGUGGAAGAUUUUUAAGUACAAGCGUCAGCUUGUUUGUUUGUUAUGUGCGCCCUCACACGACACAUUUUUAUUUGAAUGUGACGUGGUAGUUUUUUCCAUUGUGAUAGUCUUCGCGCUCGACGAAGACUGGCGGGGCGUUGCCGCCUAUCAAGCGGAAAGAAAACAUGGUCCCUGUUAUUUCCCCAGCCGACCUGUCAUGCAAGUUUGCAGGCUUAGUACGUAGAAAGUGCGGCAUGGGCUGGCACAUCGACGGCAUUCUUGUCUAGGCUUGGCUGUGAAGAAUUCGUCUUCAGCCACCUUGCACAACAUAAUAUUUUCUGGCAUGUUGGCGAAGCGACUUUGAUUUGUUCUGCAUCAUGUAAACCAGGUUGCUUUUCUUGCUACCCACAAGAAAACUCUGUUGCGGCAUAUAAUUGCACAGAUUUCAUUUUCUCCUUUUGUCUAGUACUUUGGGGCGAGGACCACGUUUUUGCAGAGGAUGUCGUGCGGUUCCCCCAGAUCGGUCCGGCGCUUCAGGAUUUGGGUCUUGGGGACCACAGUAUGUAGUUGUCUAUUGCUUGGCGGAUCCUCAGAGGUUUUUAUUGUGGCUGGCGCGCGGCUGUGCCGGAACUCGCCAUGAUGCGGGAGGUUGUUUAUAUCACUUGGUCAAGGGGGAAGGCGUAGGACCUUUCGCGCGGGUUGUGCUUACAGGGCGCGCGCUAGUGCGCUAGUAGAGUGGCUUCCUUCUGUGUGAAGGCUUUCCUUUUUCGGGUAUUCACAUACACUGCUCCUGCUCGAGUAACAGAUGUUCGUGCUUCGCGCAUUGGUCGGCAAGGUAUGGGCUACGUGCGCUCGGCACGGCGAUUCAGGGACCCGGAGAUAACGAGGUGUAGGCGCUGUUGGAAGCGAGGUUGUUCUGCCACUGGGUAUGCUGUGCGGGUUGGAUUCGGUCGGUUGCCUGUCUUCCCUUGGGGGCAAGUGGGGCUGGGGCUGGCGCUGUUCCCCCCAUUCAACCACCGGAGGUGGGGUUCUGGGGGGUCUUGCCCUUGGGGCCAGGUGGUGGUGGAGUGGGUCGCUCCCCGCUAUGGAAGCUAGGCCCGGCCUGCUACGCCCAGCCCCUUCAGGCUCGAUCCAACGGGCCGCUUGGGUGUUGGCUCUGUCUGAAUAACACUCGGAAGGAACGCAGCGAAAAUAUUUUCUCCUUUUCUCUCAUAUGGGGCGGGGACCACGUUACGUUUUUACGGAGGAUGCCGUCCGCUUCCCCCAGAAAGGUCCAACGCUGCAGAAAUUGCGACGGCAACUUAUCGAACUAGUGAAAACUGCCUCUACAACCCCCAGAACUUCUUUGAAGACGCUUGUAUUGAAAAAGGUCCCAACAAUAAUUCCGAUAGAUCAAACAACGCCCAUCUCGCACCUUUUUCCAGAAACACGACAAAUAAUUCGCCCUGCAGAACAGCUAAAAUUUGCGUUGCAAAAUUGCAUUUAGGACGACAUAGUGUUGAUGCAGCUUCCGACGCCUCGCCUCUCGGUCUCAAUCAGAAAGAUGUGCAGUUGUCCUUUCAUGAGCUAGGCAAGAAGAAGAAGAACUUCCCACAUUUGAAAAUACUUUGCACUUCCUCGGUUGGGUGGCAGUUUAUUUCAUUUUGAUACACGUGGAAUUUCUGGAAAGGGCGGGCAAGCUGGGCAGUUGCGCGAUGUCGUCGGGUCGAAAUGUUCCUCUGACACUGACUGACAUUUCGCGUUUGUUGUCGGUGCGGUUAGGAGGCGGGGGCUCCCAUUCAGGUUUAGCAGCGCGACAUUUCUUUUACAACGACGACAGAGCUUUAGGAGCGGAAGAUGAAGUAACAAGAGCCCCCUUUGGAGGGCCGCAAGAACCGGUUGAGGGACGACAGGUUGAUGUAGCAAAGACCGGCACAGCAUCAACAUCAGAAUCGCAUGCCGGCGGCGUGGUCGGCUCUACAACGACUACAUCAGAUGGCGCAAUAAAAGCCCAUGAAACUACUUGUGUCGACCACUUUAACGCCAUACGGUUUCAGAACCAGUGCGGAAAAUUGCUGCAGAAAUAUUUUGCUCGUGCGUGUUGAGACUAAAGACAAAAUCUGUGCAGAAGCAAGUCGUAGCAAAACGCGGACAUAAUUUUUAAAAAAGAAGAAUAGAAACGCUCAGGCUGACCAACAAAAUGGUAAGAUGUGUAAAAUUUUGAAAGAACAGAUCAUCAUGGAAGCCUCGCCGUUGCGAGCGCGUCGUCUGUG